UUUUACAAUUCAUAAAAUAUUGUCCUAAAAGUAAGGAGUUUUGAAUGAGACCUAGUUGCAAAUGUUGGAGUAACGUUGGAAUGGCCGUUCAUUUGGUCGCACAUUCUCGCACGCGUGUCUCCGUUCGCGCUCUAUGAAAUGCCAGUUGCUGCAUUUUCCCGCGCGGAAUCCCCAGGAUCCCCCGCGUCACCAGGCCCUGCCACAUCAUCAGCGGCAGGAUGUAAACCAUACCACAACACCACCGCUGGCACGACCUGCCUCAACCACGACCAAUGCCGAAAACAUCCCAGAAGAUCAGUCUCUACCUUCUACAUCUACAUUUGUGCCUGCGACGAGGGCGUCGGGAAACUCUGGGGUAUCAUACUCUUCUUGGCGUUUAAUCAAGAUAGAGUUUGAGAAAAGCGCUAGGGAUCCCAGGAUAGGUAAAGGGGUACGUAUCCUGGAAAAAGGGAUUCAACCGGACUCCGCGCCUAAAAGGAUUAUGAAGAGUACAUCAACACAGACCACUCCAGAGAAGCUGUUAACCGCCUGCCCGCAGACUAUAAAUACACCCAGCCUGACGUGUAUCUCGCCAUAGUCUCCACUACCCGUUACACCAGUACACUGAGAAAAAUUUCCAUCGGAUAAACCAAUUAAAUAGCG
This is a messenger RNA of Vollenhovia emeryi, 642 nucleotides long. RefSeq lists its product as uncharacterized. The transcript is spliced from 2 exons. The record is from RefSeq and is a predicted model, not a curated record. Bases 134 to 577 code for a protein of 147 amino acids. Lineage: Eukaryota; Metazoa; Arthropoda; Insecta; Hymenoptera; Formicidae.